AUGAUUGGCAGAAUAAAGAUCCUCAUAGUCUCUACACUCUUAUUCACCCAUACUUGCCACUGUGGAGACGAAGAAAGGGUUGUAGAAAGACAGCCCUUGCCAUGUGAUGAUGCAGAUCCUCCAGAGCUCCCACAUGCACAGCCCAGUGGUCAUAAUGAACAAGCGGAAGAUUCAGGCUUUAUACUCGACCUUUCAUACCCAAACUCUAGGAUCCACAGGUCCUUUCACUACAAUAGCGACGAUAACCACAUUAGACUAAUCAUUCCGGAGGAUGAUGCAAGGAUUAGAAAAGUCGUUAGCGGACAGGAAGAAGUAUGGAUUCCCGGAAGAGGCGAAAAGUUUGAGUAUGCCAAAGUAUUCCUAAAGAACAGAGUUCCAUCUCUAGUCUUUAUUGUCAAGAGUAAAAAUACUGCAACAUGGAAAUGGUACGUAAAGACCGGGAACAAGUGGAAGGAGUGUGGAAGAACCUACAAUAACGAAAUGUACAAACUCAGGAUUCCUGUGGAAAAGAAGGAGGACUUUGCCCUUGAAAUAAACGAUUCUCAAGACACUGAUAAAUGCAGGAUAUUCGAGACCAAGAUCCUGGGAUCACCCAUCAAGCUCUACUUUCCAAAACCUGGCUACCACGUUCAGGAGGUAAAGGACACUGAGACUACCAUAUGGAAAGCCUCUGAAGGCACAGAUGAGAGGUGUGUAUCCUGCAAUCUGUUUUCUGAAUAUGGCAAACCUUCGUUCUUUCUCCUGAAAGUUAGGGAAAAGAACUUGCUGAGACUCGUUUACUUUGAAAAGGAGAAUAACGGUAGAUGGUCGUACAUAAACUCAAAUCAGUUUAACAAGAGACUCUCAAAGAUACGAACCAUGCAUCCCACUAGCGGUUACUUGUUCGAGGAUAUUGUCGCAAAUGGAAAGUCAGAGUCUCGAGUCUCAGAUCCGAAUUCAGCCAAAAACCCAAUCACAUGGUUGACCGGAUGUAUAGAUGCAAUAAGGGCUGGAAUACCAUCUCCGACAUCUCAUCGUCUCCUAUGGAAUCCACCUGGAUUUGGCGGUGGAUACAAGGUCGAAUCAGCGGAUUGUGAAGGGGAAAGGGAAGCAAAAAGCAACCAACCAGUCCAAGGAGUGACAUGGAAACAAGUGGAUGACUCUCAUGCAGAUUCCCAGGAUGUUGAAGAAAAGGAAAAGAAUGACUGA
Molecule: messenger RNA, 1188 nt
Organism: Theileria equi strain WA
Lineage: Eukaryota; Apicomplexa; Aconoidasida; Piroplasmida; Theileriidae
Product: signal peptide containing protein
Exons: 1
Coding region: 1-1188 (395 amino acids)
Source: RefSeq, a predicted model, not a curated record